UGUGGGGAAAAAAUGCUUUGUUAUAAGAAAAAAGUUUCCUUUUCUUUAUACACAAUGAUAUCUAUUAUGUACAAUUAGCCACAUAACUUCCUUGUGUAUAAUAUAAUUGAAUCACGAUAAUCAUUUAUUUUAAACAAAUCUGGCAGUAUGCUGUUACAGGCAACGGGAUCUCGUUUAUUCUUUUCGUCGGAACGAGAUGCAAGAAGUACACCGUUGACCGACGCUCUGAAGGAUUAUUAACAGGAAAAGUUAUCAGCCAUGUAAAAGAUACAAUAAGUGACUCCCAGAUAAACAACGUUCGUGUGGAAACUAAGAUUUAUAUCUAUGGAUGUACAUGCCAAUCCAGGUUUGAAUCCUUCCAUGAUAAUAAAGGAAAUUUAAGUCACAUUGAUAAGUCGACAAUAGGAUGGUAUAGAUAUAGACACAACACAUCUCACAGAAUGUCCAUGAAAGAAAAGUCAAUUCAUCAGACCUUGUUGAAGAAUAUACCACCAGACAAACAAGAAAACUUCAUCUUCAUUCUAUGUACCUCACAAAAAUCUGAAAAUGUCUCAACUUCAAACUUUGAUUUUACAGUAUUCAAAUAUAACAUCAGAGAUAAGAAAUAUGCUGCUGUACCAGUGACUGUGAUAAACCUUGGUGAUACUACACAUACAGAUUAUAAAUGUGCUAAAUCUUGUACGAUAGACUAUGAUUCUGGAGCACUUGGUGAUUUGUUGUCAACAUUUGAACGUGAAUUGAUUGGCACUGGAGAGAGGACCUCUGAGGCAGCUGGUGUACAGAAAAUGGCUGAAAGUAUACAAACACAACUACAGUGUCUUACAUAUGGAGUGAUGGAGUCUGAUCAAGAGGCACUGGAAUUACAGUCCGAGCUGGAAAAGAUGGAGAUAAAGCUUCAUCAAAAGAUGGAGAAAAAACGUGCAAUGAAACCUCUGCCCCCUAGUCCUACUUCACCUGAACUGCCAUCUACAAGUCGAUUGCUGAAUGAAGAUGCUGCUGCCAAAACCAAACGUGAGCAAAAGAGAAAAGACCAGAUGAAGUUAUAUCCUAACUUAAGUGAUUUAAAAGUUUCUAGUGGUGGAUCACGACAGAGGCGUAUGAGUGAUGAUAAUUACUCAAUAGACGUAGAUAAUGGAAAAUCAUCUAAUUUACAUACUCAAAUAGAACAAAAGUGCCAUAUAUUAGACUCUCCUAUUGAAGUUACUGAAGAAACUCUUUCUAAUUGUUCUACAGAAUUUAAUCUAUCAGGUGAAAAUCUAGCAGAACCAGUUUCUAAUCAUGUCGAUGAUAAACAUAUUGAUAUCCCAUUUGCUGAUAGUGAAGGAUUUGAUCAUGGUCAUUCAACCAAAGAUGAAACAAGUGCUAAAAAUAAAAGUGAUGCAAAAGAUGCUAAAAAUAGAAAUUCUGAUCCUUUUUCAUUUGUGGAAGGUAUGCUUGCUAAUUCUAAAAGUGGUGUUUUACAAAAGAAAAUAAAUCAAGACAAGACUGAAACAAAAAAUACGAAACCUGCGUCCGGUGAGUCGGGGAGAAUGACGAGGUCGAGGAAUAGUCAAGCAUACGGAAAUAACUCUGCAGUGAAUCAGUCAGAGAAACAAUCCGGUGGUAAACAAAACCAAAACAAGCAAGGUCAACAAAGGUCAAGGUCAAGAGAGAAGCAGACAACCAACUUGUCCAAUAAAAGAAAAAAUGACCUUAAUCGUAACAAUGACCUUAGUGGAAAUGGAAGUGAUGAAGAUAUUUUUGACACAAAAGAUGAAAAUGGAGAAAACCAUGUCAUAGAUGUUUCAUCUUCUCCUGUUUUUUAAUCAAAUAGGAAAUUUUUAAUGUUGUCAAAUCUUGUUCAGGACAAAUCAGACAUUUUUAAUAUUGCAAUACUACAGACCAGCUGUAUGUCAUAUAAUUAUUUAUAGUGUAAGAAUUGUGUAUCACUAUGAAACAUCCUGUGGAUUCAUUCAUUUUUACAGAUACCAAUUUUGGUUGAUUGAAGGGGGAAACAAAUUCUUGAAUAUUUGUUUUUUGUCACAGUGCAUAAAUGCAUAAAGAAAAGUGGUACUUGUUGAAAAGUUAAAUUCAUUGUUUACCUUGACCUUGAAAAUUCACAAAAAUUGGCAUCUCACAAAUAAUAAUGAAUCCACAGUUUACAUGGUUUAUUGGGAAAAAAGAAUGCAUACCUGUAUCAGUUUGUAAUACUAAAAUUUAAAGAUAUAUUAAUUUGCUGUGCCUCAAAAAACAACCCUGACAAAAUUACAUAAACUAUUAAUAACAUGAACCAUGUAUCAAUAACAGAAGUGUACAUUUACCACUUAAAGUUUGACAUAUGGACCAUAAUUUGCUAUUGGGCUCCGUUUCCUAUAACUAUAGAAAAGUGAUAAAAUGUGAAUUACUGUAAGAAAAGUUGCAACUACAUCUAAAGAUGC
Molecule: messenger RNA, 2417 nt
Organism: Mytilus trossulus (common blue mussel)
Lineage: Eukaryota; Metazoa; Mollusca; Bivalvia; Mytilida; Mytilidae
Product: myb-like protein X
Exons: 8
Coding region: 441-1805 (454 amino acids)
Biological process (GO): attachment of spindle microtubules to kinetochore; protein K63-linked deubiquitination; mitotic spindle assembly
Cellular component (GO): nucleus
Molecular function (GO): microtubule binding; polyubiquitin modification-dependent protein binding
Source: RefSeq, a predicted model, not a curated record